This is a messenger RNA of Capsicum annuum, 1239 nucleotides long. RefSeq names its product alpha-crystallin domain-containing protein 22.3. The transcript has 6 exons. Lineage: Eukaryota; Viridiplantae; Streptophyta; Magnoliopsida; Solanales; Solanaceae. Bases 132 to 962 code for a protein of 276 amino acids. Gene Ontology annotation, cellular component: nucleus. The record is from RefSeq and is a predicted model, not a curated record.
AGAAAUUGGGGGAGUUGCCUCUCAACGUCUCCGAUUUUGUCAGUUGUGUCCAUGGGGGAGCAACCGUCCGCCGACCCGAACCCGUGCCCGAAUUGUUUUGCUCCAUUUACUGAUGAGUCUUACUUGGAUCAAUGUUUCCCUGCAUUUUGCGUUGGAUAAAAGUGGUUUCGAGCAAGCACUCUCGUGCACCUUCUUCAGUAACGUGUCCUUUAUAUUUUCAGAGCUCUACGCCUUUCUGCAUCUCAGUUGAAUUUCCCAUUUUUUUUCCCAGCAGCUAUCUGAUGGAUUCACCUUGUAGAGCAUCUCAGUCGUCUUUGUCGAAUUAUGGUGAAACAAAUGGUUCAAUUCCGCUGCAUCCUCAACCGCUUAAUGUGGCCCCCAUCAGCUGUGUUCCAUAUACUGGCCCUCCUCUGCCAUACGGCUAUCAUGCUGAUUCAGUCCUAGUUAAAGUUAGUAGAACUUCGUCGUCCAAGCAUAUCAACUCUCAGCAGCAUGCUGGGGGUCAGCCUAAAAUGGUUUUUUUCCCUGCUUGUCCAGCCAGAGAGGAGUGGGGCAAUCUUAUAAAUCAUGCUAAUGGCGGGGUUGCCCUUACUGGAUCAGCUUUGUUGGGAAAGGUUGGGCCACUCCUUGGUUUAGUUGAUAUAGCUGAAUCUGAAGAUGCUUAUGUUUUCCGUUUCUCUCUCCCCGGGGUCGCAAAGGAUGAAAAAGUGUUUCACUGUGAUGCUGGAUCGAAUGGGAAAAUUAUCAUAAAAGGGGUGAGCAUGACUGGAGAGAGCAAGGUUUGCUGGAAGAAUAUGGUUUUUAAGAUGCAUACUCAGAACUUAUGCCCACCAGGUGAAUUUACUGUUUCAUUCCAGCUGCCAGAUCCAAUUGAUCAUCGAAACUUGUCUUGUGAUUUUGGAUCCGAUGGGAUUUUUGAAGGCAUUGUGAAGAAAAACAACAGGUCCUUUAAUGGGCAGUGACAUAUUUAGGUCAAAAUCUUUCAUCUUUAUGGUAGGGAGAAGCCAAAUUUAGAAGACCAGUAGCAAUGCUGCAGUUGAUUCCGGGAUCGUUGUGCAGCUUUUAGCCUUAUUUUGCGUCAUGCUUUAGUUCAUUUGUGUGUAUGUCGUCUAGUUGGUUCCAUCAUUAAGACUUACUAAGGGUGUGGCUACUCGAACUUAGCCACUUCUACAGAAUGGCUCAAACUAAUAGAUUUGUGUUCUGUAUUUAAAGACCAAGAAUUUUGUCCUUGUUGUUUAA